CUUUUUAAAAUUCAUGAUAUACAGUAAUCUUCUAUUUGUUUGCUGCAGACAAGUCUUACAGAUGUAUAUAUAUAUCUAUGAAACCCUGUCACAUCACUGUAGAAGGCAGGACAUGCACCACUUGUAAAAGUAUCAAUCCUUUAAAUAAAGAGGCAGUUAAUAAUAUGUUGAGGUCCAUUUAUGCUGAUAACAGGCAGGUCCACUUUCCGUAAAUAUGUAGUGUAGAUUUAAAGUAGCAGAACAGGAAAAAACAUGUUGGGUGACAUCUCAAAGCGUUGACACACAUUUGAACCUAACAAACGUUAAUUCAACAUAUCCUGUUUCCUGUCUUUUUUUCUGUUGUGUAAAUCUCACAGUUCUCAAAGCCUCACUCAGAUUCUUCUAAGGCUUUCCUGAUGGCGUCCAAUAUCACCACCACCAUCUCCCAGCAGUCUUCUUCUUUCUCCCUUCCUCUGUCCAUCAACCACAUGGUCGGCAUCGCCAUCUUGACCCUCGCCUUUGUUCUGGGCUUCCCUGGGAACCUGUUUGUUGUUUGGACAGUGUUGUGCCGGGUAAAGAAGCGCUCAGUGACCUGUUUGCUGGUGCUGAAUCUGAGCAUGGCGGAUGCUUUCGUGCUGCUCAGCGCCCCUUUGUUCCUGCGCUACCUGGCUGGAGGCCGAGGCUGGGAGUUUGGCUCGGCAGCAUGCAAGCUGGUGCAUUACCUAUCGAGUGUGAACAUGUACGUCUCCAUCUACCUCAUCUGCCUGAUGAGCAUGGACCGCUGGUUGGCCGUGUCCAGGCCGUUUCUGUCCCAGAGGAUGAGAACCAAGCGCUCCCUCCUGAUUCUGCUGCUCGUCAUAUGGGUGUUGGCGUUCCUCAUGUCACUGCCGAUGCCUUUUUACCGCAGUAAUGUGAAGAAGAUUUUCCCAAACAAUAUCUCUUUGAGCUUCUGCAUGCCGUACCACUGGAAGAGCAAGGGUCACCGGGUCUUCCAGUACCUGUUUGAGACCAUCAUGGCCUGUCUGUUGCCUUUCUCCCUCAUCAACACAUGUUACUCCUCCGUCAUCUGUCGUCUGCAGAGUGCCAAGUUCCAGCGCCGAGCACAAGGCAGCCGCCUCAUCCUGAUGAUCAUCUGUACCUUUGCAGUUUUCUGGCUGCCGUAUCACAUCGUCAACAUCAUAGAGGUAGUGGGUCUGUUGCAGGACAGUAAAUCCACUGUUGAUGCCGCCCUUGCAGCCCGUCCAAAUGUCACAGCGUUUGCCUACUUCAGCAGUGCGAUCAAUCCUAUUCUGUACGUGUUCGCCGGCAGCUCCCACAUCCGCAACGCCGGCCUCAGCUUCAUGGGAAAGCUCUUCGAGGCCACCAACUCCGAGAGCAGGACCACGUCUACCUUCGCCAGAAGUGGUCGCAUUAGCCGCAGCAGCUCUUCACCGGACGAGAGCUCCGUCCUGAACACGCUCUCGGUUAAACUCGGGAGGCCUUUCAAAAGCAAGCACAAGGACAGGAGCGGCAGCGUGCCGGGAAAAGAGGUGGAUGAGCCUGAACUCAGGUCUCUGGCCAACCAACUAAACUGAUACACUGUGUUGACUCAUACAUUGAAUUAUAGGAUGUAUUUCCUUAACAUUUGGUACAAAAAGUAUGUAUGCCUAUAAGAUGAAUCAUUUGCUAUAUACCCCAAAAAAUGUUUGAUAUACAGCUAUACAGUAUAUAAUAUAUAAAUUUGUUUAGAUAUAUGUAAAUUACGACAUAUUUUGGAUGUGUGGAAAAGGCUAUUUUCUUUUACAUUUAAUUUGUAUUUGGUAAUUUCUAACUUAAUAAAGCUUUUUUUAUAUUUAA
Molecule: messenger RNA, 1815 nt
Organism: Notothenia coriiceps (black rockcod)
Lineage: Eukaryota; Metazoa; Chordata; Actinopteri; Perciformes; Nototheniidae
Product: leukotriene B4 receptor 1-like
Exons: 3
Coding region: 396-1553 (385 amino acids)
Biological process (GO): inflammatory response; complement receptor mediated signaling pathway; positive regulation of cytosolic calcium ion concentration
Cellular component (GO): plasma membrane
Molecular function (GO): complement receptor activity; leukotriene receptor activity
Source: RefSeq, a predicted model, not a curated record